Molecule: messenger RNA, 2535 nt
Organism: Desarmillaria tabescens
Lineage: Eukaryota; Fungi; Basidiomycota; Agaricomycetes; Agaricales; Physalacriaceae
Exons: 9
Coding region: 147-2261 (704 amino acids)
Biological process (GO): plasma membrane tubulation; endosomal transport; endocytosis
Cellular component (GO): plasma membrane; cytoplasmic vesicle
Molecular function (GO): phosphatidylinositol binding; protein binding
Source: RefSeq, a predicted model, not a curated record
GGCACUUCAUAUACCUACACCACCAUUAUUGCUCACCUCUCCAUAUUCUCGCGCUACCUGGUUGUAAAGCGUCAAUAUUUAUUUCACAGGGUCAUUCCAGCAAUCAACACGACCGAACGAUCUAGCUGAACGUGUAGACAACCUGUAUGGCAACACUACCAAGAGUAUCCAAGUCUCCUGUGACGAGUUCUUUUCUCUCCCGUCCACAAUCCGAGUUCGACACUGGUGUCAACACGUCAACUGCGUGGACCGAGCAUCUUGAAUUGGGAUCUGCUCCUCCUUCUGACGAUGAACUAGAUGGUGAAGAGAGUCACCGUCCAGCACGGGCGCUGUAUGACUUUGAAGGAAAGGCUGAGUUCAGAGAACUCUCGGUUGACGCUGGCGAUGAGCUUGCAGUCGUCAAAGAAGAUCUGGCAGAUGGGUGGAGUUUAGUGAAGGACGCAUCGGGGGAGAUGGGCCUCUUGCCCCGGUCGUAUUAUACGUUUACAUCAGAGUUCACUUCAGCUCCCGACCUUGACAUCUCUCAGUCCCACCGUAGGGAAGCUUCAUCAAGCACCAUUACUCCUCGAAAAUCACCCAGAACCUCACAAGACAAUGAUCAGCCUAUUAUUCCCCAACAUACCGGAGACUGGGUCUUCCCAAGCUUCCGUCAGAGUCUUCUGGGAGGCAAGAGCCUCAACAGAUUUUCUAGUUUUGUAACUAGCGGGGCAGAGGAGUGGGUUCUCAAGGGUACAGCAGCAGAUGCCGUUGUCACGGAGGCUUCAUCCCAUAAUAGGCUGACCAGCAUCGAUUCAGAAGAAGGGAACGACGAUUCAGAAGAGCCAGGAAAUCGACUGAGCAGGGUAGAACAAGGAGACGUUGAUCGACACUUUGUCGAUGCUGGGUAUACAUGGAAGGAGAAACUUCCACCGUUUCGUGUCCUCGUCCACUCCCCGUCUAAACGCACCUCCUCGCUUUCCGGGGCAUUCACAGUGUAUAACGUGACCUCCCUGUUUCAUCCUCAAAGAGAUUCUGAUACGCCGCCAGGGUCACCGACACGGAUAACUGUGCAAAGAAGGUAUUCACAGUUUGUUAUUCUUCAUACGGCUCUGGCGAGGCGUCUUCCUGGAAUCGCGCUACCACCGCUUCCAGAAAAGCAAUAUGCCGGCAGGUUCAGUGAGGAAUUUGUGGAGGCGCGUCGCGGGGACCUUGAGAGAUAUAUCGGACGCGUGGUUCGCCAUCCCGUGGCAAGGUAUGCGGAGGUAGUAACCUUCUUUUUGGGAUGCGAAAGUGACAUUGAAUGGAAACGGCUAAUACCUCAACAUCUGUCGAUGCCUCCCGCAGGUUCAUCAUUCUACGCUCAUGUAUAUCACCCCGCAUUUAAUCUCGACCUUGAGGACGCGGAAGAAGCUGUUAGCCGAUUUGAAACUCACACGCGAGCUGUUGGGAAAGGCGUACAAGGCCUUAGGAAUAUAUUUGGUCGUGUUCGUGAAGCUCGGAUUGAAAUGUCGAAAGCGGAACGAUUGCUGUCAUAUUCUUUACUAUCGCUGAUAACUUCUAAGCCUCUCGCUUCAGCGCCUACUACAGGCACCGUCGAAGAGGACAAUCACUAUAAUACGAAAGAUGCAGGCCUCAUGAACGAGGAUGGCGCGUGGUGCUGGCGCGAAGGGUGCAAUAAUUGCCUUAAGCUUACUAAAGCCAUGCAGAAAACAUCCGAGGCUCUUCAAAACAUUGGAGAUCUUUAUGAUGAUCAUGCACGCAGGAGACAGCUAGCCACACACGAGUCACUCAAAGCCGUUUCGCACCCAUCGUCGAUAUAUGAAGGUGUGGUCAGCACACACAAAUCUACACUAACGCGGUAUCGAGAAUGCACGAAGGAAAUUCAUGCCGACGAAGAUAUGGCUGCGCGCUGCGAAACUGUGCUGAACACUACUAUGGCGGAAAUGGAAACCUUCCACACACAAAAGAAUGAAGACUUUUCUACACUUACCAAGGACCACCUGGAUGGGGAGAUCGAAUUCUAUGAGCAGGUAUUACACCGGCUUCGCGCAGCUCGGAAAUGCUUCGACGAGCCCCAAUAUGAGGCACUUGCUAUGUCUCCGCGUCAGCCCUCCAUAUACGAACGUGAAUUGGAGAAUCCUCGGUUAGGUUCUCCUCCGCUGUUGCAACCAUGCCCACACGUGUUUGAUUCUGCACCAAUGCGACCGGUCAGUGUUGCCAUCCAGGAAGGGGUUGGCAUGAUACUUGGUCCUAGGGGAAGCGUGUUUGGUAAAUUUUGGUGAUGCAUUAUCCUAUUUCCUUCUUCAUGACGUGACACGAAUCUUACGCAAAUUGUAUGUUGUAUUAUAUUGUUUUCAGUAGUAGUAAUCAGACGCGGAAGUCUUGGAUUGUAUAUGUCGUAGUCUACGCCGUGCGUUGGGGACUGAGAGGACCGGCAACCGAGCGAACUUGUUCGACGAUCCAGAUCUCGCCCAGUGCAGUCUUUGUUUUCGGAGUGCGAGGAACGCAUUUCUCGAGAAACUGGAUACGCCGGCUUCUUGUGGAGAAGCCGGUCAG